AUGAGAAAAGCCGUAAUGGCAACAUUACACCAUUCGUGUUCCACAAAUGAAAAUCCGAUUCAUGACAAUUGUCCGAUCGGAGCCGACAGCUGGUGCGAGUGGCGGAAGGCUCAGGCGGCAGAUCAAGAAAAAUUAUUCAACCAUCCACCACCACUUCAUCCAGAUGUCGCUAAACACAUAUAACCAAUUUACGAAGAACUUUCGAAGGAAGACCUGCUAAUUCGAUGUUUAGGUGGCCAUACCCAGAAUUCGAACGAAAACUUCAAUUCUACAAUCUCGCCGAAACAUUUAAAUUCAGGCAUAAAAAUUAUCGAAAUUGCCGUUUUCAUUGCUGCCACUAUUUUUAAUGAAGGGUACUCUGCCAUCCUACGAAUAAUGAACGCACUAAAAAUAAACGUUGGACAACGGAGCAAAUUUUUUGCCGAUACGCACGACGCGCAACGAGUCUCGAGGCAGGAGCGCCGCAGAUCAAGCAGCACGAAGGAGGGUCGAACAGCUCGCAGACUGCUUCAAAUGCAACAAAACGAGUUUCAUGAGGAAGCGGAAGGCUUGCUGUAUGGGCCUGGUAUAGCAGAUUAA
Hylaeus anthracinus is the source of this 579-nucleotide messenger RNA. RefSeq lists its product as uncharacterized. Lineage: Eukaryota; Metazoa; Arthropoda; Insecta; Hymenoptera; Colletidae. The record is from RefSeq and is a predicted model, not a curated record.